Messenger RNA from Giardia duodenalis, 1719 nucleotides. RefSeq lists its product as uncharacterized. The record is from RefSeq and is a predicted model, not a curated record. Lineage: Eukaryota; Fornicata; Diplomonadida; Hexamitidae. Gene Ontology annotation, molecular function: protein binding. The coding region runs from base 1 to 1719 and encodes 572 amino acids. The transcript has a single exon.
AUGAAUCCUUCUGACAUCCCCUGCCUUGUUUACAAUUAUCUGAGGGAGUGUGGGUAUCUACACAGCGCAGCAGCUCUUUCGUGCGAGGCCAUGAUAAAGCUUAAUGAUCCUACCCUGGACAUGGUAGAUCCCGGCUUGCUUCGAAUCCUCGUUGGAAAGGGGCUUGCAUACGCGCAAUUAGAAUCACUCUGUUUGGAUUCGCAUGUGUCCAUCUUCGAUCCUGCCACCAAGCAAGACUAUGACAACAAGGCCAUCACAGUUUCGUCAACCGCAACUUUGGGAAAGGAGCAAAGCUUGAGUUGCACGGAGGGCGUUCGAUUAACACGAUAUCCACUCAACUACUACAUAAGCCACAUGCCAAAUAACGACGGCUACCCGUUACGGAUCCUGCGAUUUGGCCCCUCAAAGGAACCUGCGCUCUCAGCACGACUUGUCGUCAUAUUUCGCCAUAGCCUCCAUUUGAUAGAUGCGCAAACGAAAGCCGAACUAGCAGGUCGCGCACUUGAUGUAACAGAGGAUCUAGCAGCGCAAGCCUUUGUCUGCCCCGAUGGUCUCACAUUUAGCCUUGUCGCCAAGCUACCGACAACGGAAUCAGAAACUAAAAACGAAGGUGGUGCUAGUGAUCCUGAUUCAUUGCACCAUUUCAUUGUCUUCAACACUGUCUCCCUUUAUGUCUUGUACAGAUACAGCCUCUCGUAUCCUACCAAGUCCAUCAGUAUGGGGAGCAAGUGGAUUACAUGUAUAUGUGAUAAGCAAAACAAUGCAAUCAUGAUACCAAGGCCCUUGAGUAAUCGGUCCAAAUCACUGAUAAACCUCACAGUACACCCUGUGCCAGAGGCCAUUGUUGAGCACUACCACAGUCGCAGGUAUGGAGACGCAGCAAGGUCUACCACCUCUCGAGAAAGAGGAUGGGCAUCUUGCGUCUUCCAGAGCGCAGGGACAUGUUCAGGACUGUCUUCAUACUUUUAUGUGUCACAAAACGAAGUUCUCGCACUAUACUCACCCCUUGGAAUCUUGCACCUCUAUGUCCCCUUUGUGGACAACGAAGAAGCGGGUGCGCUCACGCCUCGAUAUAUUAAUCUGCCGGAGUUCUUGGGGCUGAGCACACCGCAAGUAUUUCUUACAGUAUACACGAUUGCAUUUAUCGACUCAUUGCCGUACGUUGCGUGCUUAACGAGUCAUGGCAUAGCAAUGAUAAACUAUAGGUACCUGUUGUACGGCCCCUUGUGCACGGAAGUCGAAAGACAGUAUAACUCAUGGGCAUACUGUGAAAAGCUAGACCCUGCCAUCACAACAGUGGAGGUAGGAAUAUGGACUGAACGGUGCGCAGUUGCGGUGUGCUCCGCAAACAAGAUAAUCAUUUUAUCCGUUGAAACAGGCCUCCCUAUGUUCACCCUGUCCAUUGCGGAGUUGCAAGGGCUCCACGGUGAGCAGAUAGACUGGUCACAGACUGACUGUUCUAUAGCUGAUUUGGCAUUUGUUUGCUCAAGCGGACUGGCAGUACUUGUGUGUGAUGGUGCCAGCACAAAGAUAUGGUGUGUGAAGGUAGCCCUCAAUCACGCCACAAGGGUACUGAAGACAACACUGAUAUACAAGGGAGAUAGUCCAGCGAGGAAGUUCAUCGGAAGAGACAGCAGUAAUGGCACCAAGAGAUUAUAUCUCUCUGUGAGCGACUGUGAUGCUAUUGAGUUGGAGUUUUAUCGGUCUCCUCGCCAUUGA